Messenger RNA from Macroventuria anomochaeta, 1805 nucleotides. RefSeq lists its product as uncharacterized. The record is from RefSeq and is a predicted model, not a curated record. The coding region runs from base 77 to 1558 and encodes 493 amino acids. The transcript is spliced from 2 exons. Gene Ontology annotation, biological process: regulation of DNA-templated transcription. Gene Ontology annotation, molecular function: zinc ion binding; DNA-binding transcription factor activity, RNA polymerase II-specific. Lineage: Eukaryota; Fungi; Ascomycota; Dothideomycetes; Pleosporales; Didymellaceae.
AAGGUCUUUACCCAAAUAAGUGGUGCUCAGCGACCCGCGUCGAUGCUGCAUCCAAGAGAGCGUAAGGCGUUCGAUGAUGGUGUAUCGUGGACGGCCCUCCGCAGCUUGCUUCGCUUGCCGUACAAGACGCAUAAAGUGCGACACAAGAAAGCCUGGGUGUUCGCAAUGCGCGCGUAUACGAAUCAUAUGUCCCGGCUACCGCGACCCCUUGGAUGAGCUAUUCCGUGAUGAGAGUGCUGCUGUCACAAAAAGAGCACAAAAAAGCUGCAAGGCUCCUAAUAAUCCAAAGCACAACCAGACACACAUUUCGAAACCUACGCAUCCAGCGACGUGCUCUGCAGGAAGUCCCGAUAAACACGAGACGAAUCUCGGUCUUCCAAUGUCGUUCUGUGCGCCAGGACCAAGCCUAUCGCAAUCGAUCGAGAAUGUAGCUCUGGCACAUUUCAUGUCUUCCUACAUUCCAGGAAGCAAUUUCGUGUACCUCCCAGAUCUGUACAGUCUGAGCGGAGAGGGUGCGGCGCUGCCAGCAACAGUGCACGCAGUGUCGCUCGCAAGACUGGCUUGGGAGCUUGGACAGUCGAGUCUCAUGGGUCAAGCAAACCGCGCGUAUGCGAAUGCCUUGACCAAGACGAAUGUCGCACUCUCAAUUCCAGCAGUGGCGACGAGCGAUGCUGUCCUUGUAUCAGUGUUACUCUUGAGCCUUUACGAGACUAUCGUCUGGUCGGAUGCCGGCACACCAGACAACUGGAUAAAGCACACUCAAGGCGCUCUGGCACUUAUCCAACUCCGAGGAAAGAGACAGUUGAACACACUUGUAGGCCGACAACUGUUCACGCAAGUCGCAAACAUCAUCUGUGUCGACAGCUUGAGGUCCGGCACCCGGCUAUCUCCAGGUCUGCUGGAACUCCAAAACGCCGCUUUGCAGUACAAAGACGAAAGCCCACGAUUCGGGAUGAGCAGUUCGACUGGUGAGCUGGCGAAUUUGCUUGCAGACGUCACCGAAGGAUGCUUGACACCAUCCGAAGUGAUCGAAGCGACGCAACGAAUGGAAGCCAAGUACAUCGCCAUUAUCUCGAAUCUUCCGGCCUGUUGGCAAUACGAAGAAGAAGCAUUGGAAGAAGCGCAUCGGGGCGUGUACGGAAAGACGGUUCAUCACUAUGCCAGCAACCGCUCUGCUCAGUUUUGGAACUCGUACCGCAUGACGCGCAUCCUUCUCAACGGGGUGAUGCAUGGUCACUUGCGUUACCUUCGAUCUCCUAAUAGCUCUCUGUUAGCACAAGCGAAACGCAAUGCACGGCAGAUGGCCGCUGACAUCUGUGCGAGUGUACCACAGUUUACAAAUUCAGAGCACUUUUCCAUCGCGUCUGCUGCUACUUUGUUGUGGCCGUUGUCGACAGUAAGAAGCUCGGAUCUGGUGGGGCAGGACUUGCGUGAACACGCUGAGGGAAGGCUGAAGUUCUUAGGGCACGAGCUUCGCAUUCCUCAAGCAGAGAAGGUGGCGUCCUGUCGAGAGGUGGAUGCACUGCAGGAUGGACUGCACAUGUUCUACCUGUCAUGAGCAGGGACGAAAGCUUGAACUCCACGACUCAAACUGGAAAUCGACUCCGAUGAACUUCCGGUCGCAACGUUUUGUUGGCAUCAAUGUCAAGCGAUCAUGAGUGAAUUGUACCGAAGCACACGCGUUCGAGACUAUUGCGCUGUGGAGUCAUGCAGAGCCUCGAAGGAACGCCAUCAAGCAUAUAAGUGGGACUUUACCUGCUCAAACAAACGCACGCAAUCUGCCAUCAUGGUGCUUGUGAAGCGAG